UAAACGUUUAUUCUAAUCCCUUAAAGCUCUGUGACAUGUUGUACAUCAUAACAGCUAUUUUAUUAGAAAAUUUAAAAACAGUGUGAUUUUGUUAAAACAAAAAAAUACACAAAAUCAAGUCUAAAAUUUUCCCCAAUGCUGUAUGGACAAAUGCAUAUCUACUAGACGCCGCUUGCAAACGGCGUCUUAUUAACAUAUUAACAUGAUUUUAAGAGAGUCGUAAACUAUUUCGCUAAAGUAUUGAUUGAUACAAGUGCACAAACUGAUAGAUUAUAUAUUGAAAUUGAAUCAAUAUUGUUUAACUUAAAUAUGUCAUAGACAUUGAAACUUCAAGUAACUUCCUUGUCAGGUAGAAACAUGGAUUUGUUAUUGAAAUGUUUAUCACUGCUAUCGUUAAAUAACGUCUACAAUCUCUGUUGAGCGUUGUCUCCGGUAUGAUAACAUUAAAGAUAACUAUAAAAGAAGAACGUUGAUUUUACUUUCGUUUUCGCUGAAAUGAAAUUAACAUUAAAUUAACGCAGUUCAAAUAGGAAUUUAAAGAUAAGUGUACAUCUUCAUAAAUAUACAUUGAUUAUGUCGAUAUGAACUGGCUUCAUUUUUAAUUUUAACAUACAUUUAAAGAGAUAAAUGAAAUGGGAUCGCUUUGUUGUCGUGAGAAUAAAGAUAAUGCAAAACGGCCGACUUCACCGUCACAAGUCACACUGGCUGACAAAACACACGAAAGAUGUCUUAACAAAGAACUGAUGUACAAAAAUGAAGUGGAAAAGCUAGGAAAACAAGUGAUGGAUCUUGAAAAACUGACUAAAGAUAAAGAUAAAGAGAUUACUACACUAAAAGAAAACCAUUACCAACAGAUGGAGGAGGAAAUUCAAGAACAUGAAUAUGAACGCAAGGUACUUGAUAAAAAUAUUUCAAAGCAAAGAGAACAGAUUCGAGAACUGAGGGAGGAAUAUGAUACGCACUUGACAAGAUGUCUUAACAAAGAACUGAUGUACAAAAAUGAAGUGGAAAAGCUAGGAAAACAAGUGAUGGAUCUUGAAAAACUGACUAAAGAUAAAGAUAAAGAGAUUACUACACUAAAAGAAAACCAUUACCAACAGAUGGAGGAGGAAAUUCAAGAGUAA
Molecule: messenger RNA, 1124 nt
Organism: Ruditapes philippinarum (Manila clam)
Lineage: Eukaryota; Metazoa; Mollusca; Bivalvia; Venerida; Veneridae
Product: golgin subfamily A member 6-like protein 25
Exons: 4
Coding region: 633-1124 (163 amino acids)
Source: RefSeq, a predicted model, not a curated record